Messenger RNA from Pongo pygmaeus (Bornean orangutan), 14515 nucleotides. It is a transcript of the gene BCAR3, whose product is annotated as BCAR3 adaptor protein, NSP family member. The transcript has 10 exons. The record is from RefSeq and is a predicted model, not a curated record. Gene Ontology annotation, molecular function: guanyl-nucleotide exchange factor activity; phosphotyrosine residue binding. Lineage: Eukaryota; Metazoa; Chordata; Mammalia; Primates; Hominidae. The coding region runs from base 11863 to 14067 and encodes 734 amino acids. Gene Ontology annotation, biological process: positive regulation of peptidyl-serine phosphorylation; small GTPase-mediated signal transduction.
UGAAUGAAGAUAAGGAUGUGUCAGACCCUGGGAAUGAGAACAUGCUGUUUGGCCCUUCAAGGCAAUUUCCUUUCAAGUCCCAGCCCUCUCCAGAUGGCAUCUAAUUGUUUCUUGAAUGACCUCAGUGUCCAGGCUGCAGGAACCUGGUCUGAGAAGCCAUUUCACAUAUUUAUUAGCCUGUGGAUGAGAACUUACUAUAUAAAGCCCCCAUUCACACUCUCAAAAGAGCUUUUUGUACAGAAGAAAUAAGGAAGCUGAUGGACUGUUUCCUGUGACCACCAAUCUUCAGCUGGAUUCUUAUUUUUACCAGGCCCAGGUGGGUGUAUUUGGAAGGGGUCUGUGUGGUCCAGCUGAGUCCAUCCUGGUUCAGUGCCCUCCUCUCUGUCUUCUCAUGGUCUCUACAUGAAAGCCUUGACAGAACAGAGUCAAGUCCCCUUACCUCCUGGUUUCAGGAUUACUUGAACAGAGUACGGGUGGUGUGAGUUAGUUGGGAAUUACUGCAUUCUGGAAGCCUCUCCCAGUUUGGAAUCCCAGCUAUUUCAAAGUUUGAGAGAGUAAAAUGACUCCUUUUUUUUUUUUUUUUUUUUUUUGAGAUGGAGUCUCGCUCUGUCACCCAGGCUGGAGUGCAGUAGUGCAAUCUUGGUUCACUGCAAGCUCCGCCUCCUGAGUUCACGCCAUUCUCCUGCCUCAGCCUCCUGAGUAGCUGGGACUAGAGGCGCCCACCACCACGCCUGGCUAAUUUUUUUGUAUUUUUAAUAGAGAUGGGGUUUUACCAUGUUAGUGAGGAUGGUCUUGAUCUCCUGACCUCAUGAUCCGUCCUCCUCGGCCUUCCAAAGUGCUGGGAUUACAGGUGUGAGCCACUGCGCCCGGCCAUAAAAUGACUCUCAGGGCCAAAGUGGGAAGCAGCCCUAAUUCAACCAGAGGCUGGCAAGGCUGGCUCACCUGGUGAGGAGCAUGACUUCUGUGUGGCCUGUCAUCCCUCACGCCUCUGCAGUUCUGAACUAUUUUUGGGGAGACAGGGAAGGGCCUCUACCUUCUUGCAAAUACCAUGAACAAGAGCCACGUCUCUAGAAAUAUGCAUGCACACUUACUGCACAUCUUAGUUCUGGGUGUUUGUGGACCCCAGGUUGAGAAUCCCUGAGCUAUCUCCAAAUGUUCAUUGGGCCUCUAUCAUGUUCAGGCAUUCCAAUGAUGACAAUAAGACAUGGGUCAUGAGGCCAACAGACAAGGGCACUAGUCAUUUUAAUGAGUGCUUCAGUUGCUGAACCCUGGAGGACAGGGUUGGAGCUAGGGCUUCUUACUGGGGUAGGUAGAAUAAUAGCAAGGGGAGAAGGAAACCCCUAUGGGCCCACACAGACUGAGAGCAGGGGCUCCCAAAUUUCCAGGCCGUGUCUACCUAAGGACUGUCUAAGGAGCACAUUUGGGAAGAUUUGAAUGUGAUUUGGAGAUGAUGUAAACGUCCUGUCCUUUGACCUGGAAAGAAGUCAUGAGGGUUGCCCUCGCAGGUGACUGUACCGUGAAAAGCUCACCUGGCCUCAGUAAGGGAAUGUCUCAGCCAAUAUCUCUAAAUUGGGUCCCGUGGCCUUCCACAUAGCAGAAUAGCCUUUUGGAAACAUCCUCCAAGAGCUGCGGAUGGUGCUGAUGCCACAUAAGCAGGGCUGAGAAUGCAGUUGGUUUGUGCUUUCCCCUGGCUGGGAGGUGCUGGGUGUGGGAGCAGAACUCACCCCUACACCAGUGGCACGGUACAUUCCCACAACAUGAAUCCCUCUCCCUCUUCCUAGAGGCAAAUUCAUGUAUCGUUAUCCUUGAAAACUCAAGACAACUCAGUUAUUUCCAUGGAAGUCCCUGGAAUAGACUGCAAAACACCAUUAAUUUCCAUUCAUUGCUGACACAUGAGUGUACAACCCUGUUAUUAAUGGGUGUAUAAUAUGCAUGUUUUCAUGUAACAUCAGUUCAUAUUGGCUCCUUGUGGCAUUUCUCAGAUACAGAGAUCACAUUUUAUACAUAUAAUCUCCAACAGAGCCAGACACAGUAUGUUACAUCUCCAUCUCAAGUUUUAAUCUUACACUGAUAAGGUGAGCCUGUAAACCCAAAUUGAUGGUGUGAGCUAGGAAACUUACCUCUGGGAAGGGCAGGGGUGGCGUGGCCUGGGAUGAUGACUACUUCUGGGAAGGAAAACAUUUUUAGGACCUUAGUCUCUUGCAUCUGCUUCUCUCAGCACUUUGACCGCAUUCUCUUCCAUCAGCUUCUUUAUGCAGUGAGGGCCUGGCUGUGGGCUGCUCUAGGCUUAUAUUCUUAAAGCUUGUGGUCCAAGGGGAAAAGGGGAUGUCUCUCUCAGCCCUAGUUUGAAAAGUCUCAGGGAAGGACUCUGUUUGGUCUCAUGUCAUUCACCUGCUUACUCUUGGACCAUUCAGUGUUCUGUAUUCUGAUUGGCUCACACAUCCAUUAAAAGGAUGAAUACACAUGCUACUCAGUAAAGCUUUUAAAUAUAAUAGCCACCACCUACUAUCUAUACCAUUCCCCACCCGCUACAUUUUUAGGAUCAGAAGUAUAUUCUGCUAUAUUUCUAUUAUCUCUAUUCAGGAUACAUAUAUAAAAUGUUGAGACAUGAAUGCUAAGUUUUACGAAAAAAAAAAAAUCUUUUCAAGUCCUAUUCCCGUCUUUCCCUAGUUUAUCUCCCUCCUGGUUUAUGUACUGGAUACCCAUUGCCUCCAAGUUUGCCAGAUUUGCUGCUGUUACAGAGAAGUUAUGGGCAGGGGGUGGGGGUGUCCAGAGGGGCUGUGGAUCCCCAGCCCAUCUAUAGCUUGUCCUUGGACGGAUUCCCACAUCUUAUCACAAGUGACCCAACCGGGAGUCCUGGUGUUCCUGGAGAGUUACCCAGAUGGGUUUCUGCUGCUCUCCCUAGUAAUUCUCCCUUCCUCCACCCAGCCCUUCCACCCAUUUGGAUAUACACUGCAAGGCGUACCCAAAUCCUUGAGCCACUGGCAAAGGAAUUUAUUGUCCCCACCUUGGCACCAGGAAGGGCAAAUAUUGACCUUCUGGAUGUCACUCCUGCAGACAGCAUUGUGCUUGGCAGUCGACUACGUUAGGAAGUGAAGAAACUGGCCGGCAGUCAGUGAGGUCCUUCCAUGCACGGAACCCUCUGAAUUGGCCUCUUCCUGUAGAGGAAGGGGUACUGUUUGUGUUUCCAUGUGACAAAGGCGGUCCCUUAGCCCUUCUUGUGCAGCAAGCCUUUGUUGCCUCCUGGUUCUUCUCAGAUUCUGACGUCAGCAUCCAUCUGUCCCAGCCCUGCCCUUUCCUUUCAGCUGUGAGCGGAAUAGGACCUCUGAUGGACUAUUGCAGAUGAGAUCUGCUGUCUGUGUUGCCAAGAGUAUCUGUCCCUCUGUUGGAGGGAGGUCUGCCUUUCAGAUUUGCAUAAGAUAAAGCACUUCUGGUGACCAGGUGUUCUCCGUGCUUCCCUCAUCACACCAGAUAGAGCCAGCCAUUCUGAUUCAUUGUUGUUUUAAUCAUUAACUUUAAGAGCUGUUUGAUCCCACAUGUGAAAUGGAGAUAGUAAUACUCCUCUCCUAGUGUGAGUAUGAAAUAGGACACUAUGGUAAAAGUUCUCUGUAGAAAUGCUGGCUCCUGGCCGGGCAUGGUGGCUUACGCCUGUAAUCCCAGCACUUUGGGAGGCCUAGGAGGGUGGAUCACAAGGUCAGGAAUUCAAGGCUAGCCUGGCCAAUAUGAUGAAACCGUGUCUCUAUUAAAAAUACAAAAAUUAGCCCAUCUCUACUAAAAAUACAAAAAUUAGCCAGGCAUGGUGGCAGGUGCCUGUAGUCCCAGCUACUCGGGAGGCUGAGGCAGGAGAAUCACUUGAACCUGGGAGGUGGAGGUUGCAGUGAGCUGAGAUUGCGCCACUGCACUCCAGCCUGGGUGACAGAGUGAGACUCCGUCUCAAAAACAAACAAACAAACAAAAACAAUGCGGCUUCUGGGGACCUUUCACACAGGGUGAGUGAGGUGAAACGAUGUCUGUGACUGCUGCAGGCUUCAAGGCAUCUCUGAAGUCCAUGGUGAGGAGGGCUUGUUGAGAGUCAAACUUGUAGCUCUUCCAAUUUUCUGUCCUAAGUAUUAUAUGCAAACAAGGUCCUUCUACCCACUGAGUGAAGGGGUUCCCGUGCUGGUUAAAGCUGCUCCAGCGGCCAUAAGGAACUGCAAUACUACUUGCCUCAAGGCUAUCUAUCCCCUCCUGUUACCAGCUACAUCCCUGCUACAGCCCGGGUGUGUGCAAGGUGGCCAGCCAGGAUGCUUUAUUGGUCCUUACUCACUUCUGUGACCACCAGGGUAUUCUCACCUCCCUUCCCACACGCCACUGAAAGUCUUUCUGGAUCAGAAGGAAUUUUUUGGUCAUGUGACUCUUUGAGAUUGGUUAAAAGUCGUAACCCCUCUCCUCAAUGAACACAACAAUUUGUAUACAGUUUCUAGUGGCCCAUGGAAGCCCCAGUCCACCCCUAGGUUCAAAACUCCUCGUCUGGACUGAUUCUCACAGCUACUUUGGCAGGAUGCAGAAUUAUCCAGUAUGUCACUCAGAUGGUAAUGCCCAUGAUCAGCUUAUGACCAUGAAAAAGAGAUAUUUUCCCACUGAAAUAUUUUGUUUACAUGGCUAGAAUUUGCUUGACAACAGAAAAGCAAUUGAUAAGACCAUUUUCUCUCCAGACUGGAAUGGGUGGGGUUACUCCUGACUCCACCUCUCACCUGGUACAGACCCCGCCCUCUGCCCCAGGUUCCUGCCUUCCUAGGCUUGUUCCUAGGCUUCCUAGGCUUGUUCAUCCUUGCAGGCAGGUUCAUCCACUCAGCCACUUGGCAGCCUUUCUAGGUGGAGAUAGGGAUGGGUGGCUUUAGAAGAAUGCACUGUAACUCUGGCAGAUUCCUGCCAUUAGGGACUUGAGAGAAGGAGAUCUAGGCAGAAGGCAGUAUCUGGGAGGACACAGAGAGAAAGUCUAGAGAGGGCAGAGGGGUCACAGCAUCUGAGGAGCUAUACCAGACACGGUUGUAGUUCUAGAAUUGGUUGGUAUCAGACAACCCAGUAAUACAGGCCAGGGAAGUAUGAAGGAGUCGGCAUGUGAGAGGUGGUUCUCUGGGAAUGCUAAACACAUGUGGAAGAUCUGUUCCCAGGGCUGAAUUGCAGGGCCAGGGCAGGGGGAGGUGGGGCUGGAGGAGUGAAGAUCCUAUAGGGCAUCCAAUCAGGACUGAGGCUGAAGUCCAAUUCUGCAACCAGCUUGGUCCCAAGGCAAUGGGAAAGGAAAGGUACCACCUAGGCCCCAUAGGCAGAGGGGGCCCACAAGAUCCUCAGUCAGAUUGGCUCAGACAAGGGUGGUACAUGGAGAGCUGGUAGUUGUGGAUGAACCCAGGAGUCCCCUGGGUUAGGAUCAUGUGAGCAGAUGCUGUGGAUACACCUGCUGCCUGUUAACUCCUAACGUGACAGAGACUCUGGAGUAGAAAAUCCUGAGACAUCUGAGCAAGUAUGAUUAAAACCAUAUGUGGUAUUUUAAUAAGCAGUUUUAGAAUUUAAUGAGUAACAUAUAUUUUAAGGUGAAAAGCUUUUAGAAGUCUCCUUAUUAUACCAGCUCCUAAGUAUACCAGCUGGGAGCCAGCCAGUGGUCAGUGGCUCAUGGCAUGGGUGGGUGUCCACUCUCUUCUCGUGGCUACAGGCGUGGUUCCUGUAGCCCAGCGUGUGGGUGGGCAUGUGCCCUGCGAGUACAGUGGGGAAGAUGGGGUUUGUUGUCCCUUCCUUUGAAGGGGAAAGGAAGCUCAUGUUUGUUGAGUGCCUACUGUGUGUUGGGUGCCAGGCCCUCCGUGUGAUACCUCACUUGAUGCUUACAAUAAGUUGGUAAGUUUGGGGAGGAAACUAAGCCUCAGAGAAGUUAAUUAAUUCCCCAAGGUCACCCAGCUAGCUAGUGGUGAAGACCGGAACCCAUCCUGGCUCUCUAGCCUCCUACCUCCAGGGUGUGUUAUAGAGCCAUUUUGAAGACAAGCAGGUGUCUGUCUCACAGCUCAGUUUUGGAAGAUGCCAUUUUGCAGAGGUGCUUGUGAGACAGAGAACUGGCGCAGUGGAGAUGGGAGAGAGGCAGCUGUUCCUGGCUGGUAAGGCCUCCAGAGGGCCUCGCAGAUGCCCCUCUGCCCAUUUCUGCAGCACUCUGCAUGGGAGGGACCUCUGAAGGGCUUCGUGGUUGUUGCCUGUUAGUUGCUUACAUAGCUCAUGCCUACCAAAAGUGGAAGGAAAGGGAAAGAGAAAAGUGUACAGCAAAGAAAACCCAGGAGCUGAGAUGGCGGGAGAAGUAAGUGAUUGCUCCAGGUGUAAUUGCUUGCAUAGUAAGUGGAGAAGAAAAGGAAUCUUGGGAAGUAGGUAGUGAAUCAUCUUGGAUGGAUAAGACUCCAAGGGGUAUAUGGAUGGGCUUCAGUGGAUGCAAGAAUCCCCUGAAGCAGAGGUGUCCAAGAGGGAGAAUGGGUUCUUAGUUUCUGUUUCUGGUUGGGCCAGUAAAAGCCCCUUCCUCAUCCUUCUUUUCCACUUAUCACUAGAGACAGAAACUAAAAACCAUGGCUUUGGCCAGGCACAGUGGCUCACGCCUGUAAUCCCAGCACUUUGGGAGGCCGAGGUGGGCGGAUCACGAGGUCAGGAGAUCGAGACCAUCCUGGCCAACAUGGUGAAACCAAGUCUCUACUAAAAUACAAAAAAAAAAAAAAAAAUUGGCGUGGCGGCAUGUGCCUGUAGUCCCAGCUCCUCGGGAGGCUGAGGCAGGAGAAUUGCUCAAACCUGGGAGGCAGAGGUUGCAGUGAACCGAGAUCGCGCCACUGCGCUCCAGCCUGGCGACAGAGCGAGAUUCCGUUUCAAAAAAAAAAAAAAAUACCCACAGCUUCGGGCUGCUAAAUGCCUAAAACAGAACAAAACGGAACAACAACAUAAUAAGGCGGGUUGGACAAGUUCUAAUUGUAAAGCAUUGCAAGUAAGUGUCUUUUGCUGUAGAAGGAGGGCCCAUGACUUUCAUAGAAUCUCAGAGAAAGCCAAGAUCAUCAGAUAGUGAGUCUGCCAUUUGAGAGUUUGGGAUUAUGUCCUGUAUGUGUUCUUUCUUUUUCUUUUCUUUCUUUUUGCCUUAAUGCUAAAAGCAGAAAAUUGAGCUUGUAUAAUAUAAGAUUUCUGGGGUGACACCAGGAACUAGGUGGUAGUGGUAGAGAGGUGAAUGGGGCAGAAUUGUGUGUGAUAGCGUAAGAAAGCAAAACAGGGCACAGUGCCUAAUUUUGCUUCACAUUACUCAGUUAUACAAUUUUAAUAGCUAGUUAGAGAAACAGAAAUUGGUAAGGGAAGACAGAAGGCCCAGCAGAGAGAAAUCUGCUGUGAAGACUGUACUUAGUCUCUUUGUUUGUGUGCUAGGCAGAUCAAUACUGCUUCCGGAUAGAGGCCAUUUAACAGCCAUACUCUUUCAUCCCCUUGAGGAAUCUGGGGAAACUGUUAGACCAGGAUACGUACAGCACACACUCCUAAAUGUACCCUCUGUGUUCACCAGGGCAGGCGAACGUCUUGUCCACAGCAAUACACAAAGGGGGCCAGAGAGCGCAGGCAUUGUUUCCUGCCCUCCUCCCACUGAGGCUUGUUUGCAUUCCCUUUCGGAGCAAGAAAUCAAUCAGAUUUGCAUAUAGGGAAAUGUGUAGAACUGUCUUUGGCAGCUUCCGUAGCUAGUGAGCCUGGCUGGAAGAGGAGCUGACCUCUUGCCCAAAGUCCUCUCCUCCUGUCCUCCCUGGUUUCCCAGCUCUCCUCCCUCAGGCCCUCUGGCUCUUUGUGGGAAGGUGUGUGAGCUCCUGGCUUAUUUGUUCAGAAUCAGGCAGAGAUAGGGUGGGUGCUGGGGAAGUCUUGAGAAGCAAGGCUGCGGAUCAACUUGCUCCCUUAUCUGCCUAGGGCUUCCCAGGCACCUGCCACACUGCUCUCCACGGAGCCGAGUCUGCAGAGGCUGUCCUCACUGUGACGCCAGGCUGGUGCUGAGCGGGGCAAAGUCCAGGCUAAUCAUGGCCUACUUCCCAGGGCACCAGGAAAGAUGGAGCUGGUUCCAUCAGCCUCAUGCCCUAGCUCAUUAAAGCUGUCUUUGUUCACCAAGAGCCAGAUCACUGGGGUUUAGGGGAAGCAAAAAGCCAGAAAGCAUUGAUCUUUAGGGGAGAGGGAGUAGGAUAAAGGGUCUUAGUAGUUGCCACAAGAUGUUUUGAGCUGUUCUGAUCACGAUGAGUGGUGUUCACCCCUGACUGAUGUCCCUUUGGGCAGGAACGCGCCAGGCCUUAAAGCCUGGGGUGAGUCACUGUCCUCUAGCCAUGGGCAGAGUCACUGUCCAUGGGGCCGCUUGACAAAGCCCAAGAGUGCCUCAGUGUAAGGCUUGAUGCCCUGAUUCUGGGCUGCUUUGGGGAGGGUUUGGGGUUAUAGGCAGUAUUGUGUUCCAAAUGUGCUGAAACUGAAAAGCAGGUACCUGGCAGGCAUAUCUUUCUGCUGCCAUCUCCCUCCAUGCCCUGUUGGAGAGAGGGCCUACCUCACUGGGAGCCUGAUCUUUUAGCAGGGGCUGUGGUGCUUUGGGAAAAGGACUCUGCACUCACUCUCUUGGCCCUUCUCAGCUGAGGGGCUACUGCCAACAGGAAGCAUGUGUCUGCUGAAUAUGGCUGGCAGGCAGCUCCUGUUUCCAUGGUUACCAAAUAGGGCAGGUUAGUAUUAGGGCUGCCCAAGGAAAAACUGGCAUUGAGGGCAGUGCUUAUGCAGGGGUCUUCCUCCGGCCUACUUUAACCCUCUUUUUGAAUUAGGGGGUGGGCAACAUUUGACCUGAGGUAAUGGAGGUUUCCUUCAAGGACCCACCUGGCUUCCCAGCCAUGGCUUUAAUCACAAGUGUUUCCCUCAGUGCAAAGGAGCGAGCCUUCCAGGUGGCCACAGAAGGGCGGUGGAGUUCACCCUGUAGGACCUUUUCCAGAGCUCAGAGCUGCCUGACUGGGUCCCUCCCUUCCUCAAUCCCUGGGAGUUCCUUAGAAAUGCCCUCCCCUAUCUCGAAAGGGGCAUGGUGUUUAAAAAGCCCUGCAUCCAAAUUUGAUGAGUCCCAAAUCCCAUGCACCAGAUCAUCAGAAAGUGGCCCACUGCCCCAGGUCACAGCCCUUUCACGGGGCUGUGUGAGUAACAGCUUUAAUUAUAAGACAUUAAAAAAUCUAUUUGUGUUUCUAUGUGAUCAGAUACCAGGUUCUUCAGUCUGAGGUUGGAGUCCCUAGCCCUUUGUUCUCUGCUGAGUGGUACACAGUCUGGUCCUCUAUUUCUUUGUAACUAGAAUAAUCAUUGUGGGGAGAAUGGGAGGAAUUGAUCAGCAUAAAUAGGCAACGUUUAAAAGCUUAACAAGUCAGUGAAGGGCACUUUGAGAAUGCAUGCAAUUAUCUUUAGUUACAAAAACAACACAUUAUUUUAGUCUCUCUCCUUGACCGUUUCAGGAGAAAAUUGAUUAAAACCUUUGAGUGCUGCUUCAGAAAUUAUUUUUGGUAUGAAAUAAAAAUAAAAGAUGCUUAGGAAAUGGUUACCUAAUAAGAUUAGUCAUUAUUUAAUCCCAGUGGAACAAAUUCUUUGGGUAUUUUGGAGAUAUUCUUAGAAUAAACAGAGAAAUCCUCAGGUAACAACAGCUGUGGUACCACAGUGACCUAAGUGUCUUUGGUUUUGUUUUUACCCUGGCUGUGGAGCACUUUAUUCGUAAUUCUAUGUGAUUUACAUGUCUGAGUUAUUUGCAUAUUACUUUCAGGAAUGCAUUUCAUUCACGAUUUCUGGGGGAAGGGUGUCUGGGCUUCGGUGUCUCUUGGCUGACUAAUCUCACGAAUUUCUGUGCAGGAUUUCAGUCACUGCUCCCCUCCCUUUUCUCAGGCCUGGGUUGGUGCCUGUCUAGCCUCUUGGGGAGGUUUUUAGCUUGAAGGAAUUGUUAUUUGCUCUCCAAGGAGAAUACCAGGUGAAAAUGGCCCGUUUUGUGGUGGCUGAUGGCCUGAUUGAUGAGUCAUGCUCACAGAACUGCUGGGGCCUGGGCCUGGCUGCUCACACGGACUUACCCUUUGAACUCCAUCUAACGGAAAUGAGGGCAAGCCAGAAAACGCUUCGUCGCAGGUGCAGUACUGGACCUUGGAGGACAGUGGGGACCCACUGACCAGAAAGUCUUCAAGGGCUCUUCCAGCUCAGAAAACCCUUCUGAGUUCUGCCACCUUGGUGCUUCCUUCUAGGUUCUCUGGUGGACUUUCUGUGGCCCGGGAGCCAUCAAGACUGCAGACCAGACCUCCAGAGUCAGAGAGGAGAAUGAGUGAGGGAGGAAAGAAGAAAGGAAGUCAUCGCCCACACUUGCUGUGGCAAUAGAGCCUCACUUAGCAGCUCCAUCCCCAUGUCGACAGGUUGAUGAGGCCGGGCCCUUGCCCUUGCAUGGGUGUGAGACUGUGGCUCUCCAUACCUGCUCACUGGGCCCAGAACAAUUUCCUAUUUUUGUGGGCAGACAUGACCUAGUCCAAAGGCCACGGUCUCCUGAGGAUUUGAUGCUAAUCCCGUUGGAUAUUUCUCAUACCUCCCUCAUGUCUCAUCUGGUAUUGUUCCUUUCUGGACUGAAUAGAUCUUGUUUCUUCCUCAUUACAAGUUUCUGCCUGUGUGAAGUUUUAGAAGGCUUCAGGACACAUUCCAUGUUUGAGGCCGAAGCCACAAAAAGUUAAUAUUUGGAGCAGUAGGAUAGGAGAGGAAGAGCUACAGGCAGAAACCUGGAUUUGAUUUAAAAAAAAAAAAAAGAACUCGUUGAGCAUCCGCUAUAACUGGAAUGAAAGGAAAAGCAGUUAGUUUUCCCUAAAGGUGUUAUGUGGCUGUUGGUAGGGGUAGAGGCCUCAGAUCGCAGGGAAUCCAGGAGGGCCUUGCUUGGCUCGUUGGAUGCGAGGUUUGUGUGCAGGAUCUAGGUUACGCAAAGUGGGUAAUCAGAGUGGUGAUGAGUAAUUAAAGUGAAGGAUUUAAAGGAGGGUGUAGGACAAACAGUUGAGUCAGAAGUGGGUACACAGUCCCCAUCCUCCCAACAGGUUGCCCAGCCAGGUGGGAGGGCAUAGGGCGCUCAGGGUGUUUGCUGACAGACUUGCUAAUUAAACACCAAAAGGCAAUAUUGCUUUGCCAGUAGUGAUGGCUGUGCCAACGUUAUCAGCUGCAAACUGGCUGCCAGGAGCAUCUUAAUUAAAAAUAAACAGCUCUGGAGGUGGGCUUGGGAGAGUGAGGACAGGGAUCCUGCCUGGGUUACUUAGUACAUCCAGGAUUGCUCCUAGGGAAAGUCACUUUUAGGCCACCACCUUUCCUCAAAGGAGCCUCUGUUCAUAACAAGGUGGUGUGAAUGUACAACUUACCCUGCUUCCUUAAACCUCUGGGUGCUGGAGUGACAAGCAAACAGAACCACAGGAGCAGGUUGCAUGGUACAGUUCAGCCCCAGAAGGAAAUGCUGGGUCGGGGGAGAGGGGCUGCUAAUGAUUUCUGCCUGGUCUCUAAAUUGAGGGGACAGCUAAAGCCCAAGGCCUCUUCUAAGAGGGGUUAGAAUUUCAUCAGAAAGCAAGUCUGGUCACAUGAGAAUUUCUGGCACUGUGUGCAUGGCAGGCUGGACACCAGCCUGCGAGAAUUGAGCGAGUGGAUCGUAUUGGCUUCAGCAGAGGGGAAAAGUCCCAGACUAGCCUGGGAGAAGGAGCCGACUCACUCCCCCAGCUGCCGACUUCCCUGACUUCUGGGCAGAAACAGCACAGCUGCUGUGGUGGGCUAGGGCUUUAACGUCCGAAGCCCCCUUUCUUUUAACCCUAAAGAAAGUGUGUGGUCCCCGGGACUGAAGACUGAAAGAUGCCUAAGGAAUGCAGUGCUUUCCACGCCCUCUCAGCAGCUCUGUGCUGCUUCUAUCACCGCAAGUCUUUCAUUGGAGUCAAGUUCUCCAAGGAGAGGCACAUCAUGGACAGGACCCCUGAGAAGCUGAAGAAGGAGCUGGAGGAGGAGCUGCUGCUGAGCAGCGAGGACCUGCGCAGCCAUGCCUGGUACCACGGCCGCAUCCCCCGACAGGUGUCUGAAAACCUUGUGCAGCGAGAUGGCGACUUCCUAGUUCGUGACUCUCUGUCCAGCCCUGGGAACUUUGUCCUGACCUGUCAGUGGAAGAACCUUGCUCAGCACUUCAAAAUCAACCGGACAGUUCUGCGACUCAGCGAGGCCUACAGCCGCGUGCAGUACCAGUUCGAGAUGGAGAGCUUCGACUCUAUCCCCGGCCUGGUGCGCUGCUACGUGGGCAACCGCCGGCCCAUCUCCCAGCAGAGUGGCGCCAUCAUCUUCCAGCCCAUCAACAGGACGGUGCCCCUGCGGUGCCUGGAGGAGCGUUAUGGCACCUCCCCAGGCCAGGCCCGGGAGGGCAGCCUCACCGAGGGAAGGCCGGAUGUGGCCAAGAGGCUGAGCCUCACCAUGGGUGGCGUCCAGGCCCGAGAGCAGAAUUUGCCCAGGGGAAACCUCCUCAGAAACAAAGAAAAGAGUGGUAGCCAGCCAGCCUGCCUGGAUCACAUGCAGGACAGAAGAGCCUUGUCCCUCAAAGCCCACCAGUCAGAGAGCUACCUGCCGAUUGGCUGCAAGCUGCCACCUCAGUCCUCGGGUGUGGACACAAGCCCCUGCCCAAACUCAUCUGUGUUCAGGACGGGAAGCGAGCCCGCCCUGAGCCCAGCAGUGGUUCGGAGGGUCUCCUCGGAUGCCAGGGCCGGGGAGGCGCUGAGGGGAUCAGACAGUCAGUUGUGCCCUAAGCCCCCGCCUAAGCCCUGCAAGGUGCCGUUCCUCAAGGUUCCCUCAUCUCCCUCUGCCUGGCUCAACUCAGAGGCCAACUACUGUGAACUGAACCCAGUGUUUGCCACAGGCUGCGGCAGGGGAGCAAAGCUACCCUUAUGUGCCCAGGGAAGCCACACAGAACUGCUCACAGCCAACCAGAAUGGGGCGCCAGGUCCCCGGAACUCUGGCAUCAACUACCUGAUCCUUGAUGAUGAUGACAGGGAAAGACCUUGGGAACCUGCAGCAGCUCAGAUGAAGAAGGGGCAGUGGAACAAGGGCGAGUUUGUGACGCCCCUCCUGGAGACUGUCUCCUCCUUCAGGCCCAAUGAGUUUGAGUCAAAGUUCCUUCCCCCUGAGAAUAAGCCCCUGGAAACAGCAAUGUUGAAACGUGCAAAAGAACUGUUCACCAACAACGACCCCAAGGUCAUCGCCCAGCACGUACUGAGCAUGGACUGCAGGGUUGCUAGGAUACUUGAAGUCUCUGAAGAGAUGAGGAGGAACAUGGGGGUGAGCUCAGGCCUGGAACUCAUUACCUUGCCUCACGGACACCAGCUGCGCCUGGACAUAAUUGAAAGACACAACACGAUGGCCAUCGGCAUUGCAGUGGACAUUCUGGGCUGCACAGGCACUUUGGAGGACCGAGCAGCCACUCUGAGUAAGAUCAUCCAGGUGGCGGUGGAACUGAAGGAUUCCAUGGGAGACCUCUAUUCCUUCUCAGCUCUCAUGAAAGCCCUGGAAAUGCCACAGAUCACAAGGUUAGAAAAGACGUGGACUGCUCUGCGGCACCAGUACACCCAAACUGCCAUUCUCUAUGAGAAACAGCUGAAGCCCUUCAGCAAACUCCUGCAUGAAGGCAGAGAGUCCACAUGUGUUCCCCCAAACAAUGUAUCAGUCCCACUGCUAAUGCCGCUUGUGACCUUAAUGGAGCGCCAGGCUGUCACUUUUGAAGGAACCGACAUGUGGGAAAAAAACGACCAGAGCUGUGAAAUCAUGCUGAACCAUUUGGCAACAGCGCGAUUCAUGGCCGAGGCUGCAGACAGCUACCGGAUGAAUGCUGAGAGGAUCCUGGCAGGUUUUCAACUCGAUGAAGAAAUGAAUGAAAUCUGCAAGACUGAAUUUCAAAUGCGAUUGCUAUGGGGCAGCAAAGGCGCACAAGUCAAUCAGACAGAGAGAUAUGAGAAAUUCAACCAGAUUUUAACUGCCCUCUCACGUAAAUUGGAACCUCCUCCUGUAAAGCAGGCAGAGUUUUGAUAACUCUCCAGAGAACCUUUAGAAUAUCUUUUCAAGUUUCCCCAGCUUCAUCUUUGGGAAAGCUUACUAUUUGAUGAAGUAAUAAUGUGCAAAUCUGACAAUAUACAAGCUUUUAGUAUCCACAGGAUAUUAAAUGUGUAAAUUGCACAGAGCACACUUAUUUAUGAAUUGUCUACAGUUACUACUGAUUUUAAAAUGAAUAAUUUAUUAUUAAGGUAACUACUGCUAAUGUUGAUCAGCAAAUUUAAGAGAAGACCUAGUUAUGCUGGCUGGUUGCUUUCUAUUAUCAUGGUAUUUGACCAUUUUAGUUUUAAUUCCAUGUCAGAUAAGUGUAAAUAGAAGAGUUUUAAAGCAUGAAACAUUUCAGAAGGUAUCAGUUAUAUGAUAUUCUUUAAACAAAUAUGAAAAAUGUAAAUACUCAUGAAUGAAAAUACAUCUUUUUGUGAAA